Molecule: messenger RNA, 1410 nt
Organism: Rotaria sordida
Lineage: Eukaryota; Metazoa; Rotifera; Eurotatoria; Philodinida; Philodinidae
Source: the annotation of a GenBank genome assembly
AUGUUCAAAAAUUAUCAUUUUGGACUAAAACGUACAAUUAAAAAUGGAACCAAAAUAUGGAUUUGUACACUUAAACUGUGUAAUGCCUCAAUUACGACACGUGAUUGUUCAAUUUUAAAAACUUCUGCUAUUAAAUCAGAUGGAAGUCAUGAAUAUGAACAUCGACCAAAAAUGUCUUUAAACGUAUAUGAAUGCGUUAAAUCUAUCAAGCGACGUAUUGAAGAAGAUCCUACAGCACCAGUUUCCUUACUGUAUCACCAACAAGUCAAAAAAUUCAGACGUGAAAAUGGUACUGGUGCUGAAGUUCCUGUAUUUGAUCGUAUCAAAUCUUCUUUAUAUGAAUAUCGUUCGUCUAAACAACCAACAAUUCCCAAGACAUUAGCAUCGAUCGAUGUACCUGGUCCACUUACUCAUACUUUAAUGGGUCAAAAUUUUUUAUUCUGUAAUAAUAAUAUUUUAUCAAUAGUUGGUUUUGCUUCACGUAUGGCUAUUCAACUUCUCGGUGCUAAUCCACAUUGGAACAGUGACGGAACGUUUAGAACUGCUCCUAGACUAUUCUAUCAAAGCUACAGUAUACACAUAUGGGAUAAUUACAGUAUGAAGCCAGUCGUUUAUGCUGCAUUACCUAACAAGAACAUUAAUACAUAUGAUUUUUUUUUGAAUGAAUUAAUUGUAUAUGCUCAAAAAAAUGGUAUAUCACUUCUUCCAAAAUCAAUUUUAAUAGAUUUCGAAAUGGCUGCAUACAAUGCUUUUUCAAAAAACUUUCCAACUUCGAAAAUUAAAGGAUGCCAAUUUCAUUUUGGACAAAAUAUCUGGCGACAAAUUAAGAAAAAAGGUUUAGUUGCUCAUUCAAAGGGUGCUGAAGCACGUCGUCAAAUAGCAAAUAUACUUAUGUUACCAUUAUUACCACCACAAGAAAUUAAUACAGUUUUUUGUGAUAUUAUUGAAGAAAUAAGUAAUGUACAUCAAAAUUUUCUCAAAUUAACAGAUUACAUUCUUCAUACGUACAUUGAAGAUGCUUUAUUUCCUCCAUCAUUUUGGAAUUUAUUUGAUCUUAUUGGAAUUCGACCAAAAACUAACAAUCAUAUUGAAGGUUAUCAUGGUCAAUUAAAUUCGCAUUGUCAAACUCAUCCAAAUUUGUGGACCUGGAUAAGAUAUAUCCAGGAGUCAGAAGAAUCAACAAUGGUCCGGGUGGAGCAAGAACAAGCUCAACAACAUUCUACACGUCGUAGGAGAGCCACAUCAGUGGCUAAUGAAAACAUUUUGAUUAAAGCAAAACAAGAAUAUUUGGAUGGUGUCUUGAAUCUUACUGGUUACCAAAAGAGAUUGCGAUCUUUUUGUUAUCGAUAUAUCAACGUAUUCAAUACAACUGACAAGGACGAUCUUGAUUAUGAACCUCCACAAAGUUAG